CAUUCACUCCCGAGAGAGCCGUAGCUCCUCACAGCGAGCCAUUGACUUGGCGAGCUGGGGCCGGGGCUCAGAACCCCACUCGCUUCACAAGAUGCCUUCGGGACAGCAGGCGCAGGGUGGCAAAAUGUUCGGGAUCCUGAAAGCUCAGCAGGAGGAGCGGCUGGCUAGUGUGAACAAGGAAUUUCUGGAAGAUCAAAAAUAUAAAGAUGAAGAAAACUUAGCAGAAAAUCUGGAAUCUUUCAAAAAGAAGUAUGUGGAAUUUGAUCUCAAUGACCAAGGUGACAUUGACCUGAUGAGUCUGAAGCAGAUGCUAGAGAAACUUGGAGUUCCCAAGACUCACCUGGAAGUAAAGAAAAUGAUUGCGGAAGCUACUGGUGGCAGCAGUGAGACCAUCUCUUACCGCAACUUUGUCAUCAUGAUGCUGGGCAAGCGCUCCACAGUCCUCAGAUUAAUCAUGAUGUUUGAAGGAAAAGGUGACGGAAAUGGUUCUAAACCCACAAGACCUCCUGCUAAGAGGGACAUCUCCAGCCUCCCGUGACCCGGGGCUACUGGACAAAGAGCUGGGAAUGACUGUGCACCUCUCUUGGAUUGUAAAUAACCCUGUGUGAUGUUUCAUCUUGGCCUUGUUGAGGUGGUGGGUGAAUGGGAUUGCCGCAAACUGAACUCUUUGCAGCCCUUGUCAGUAAAGACUCAGCAUUCAUAUUUGCUAUUUUUCAAAUCUGUGUUAUUGUGUAAUGAUGCAUACAUCUACCAAUCCAAUGCUAUCCAACAGAACUUACAGACUAUCCCAGGUGUGGAUACAAUGACACCCUUUUUGUUGCAGUCCCUAUUUUUAAUAGAAAGCACUAUUUAAGUUUUGUGUUUGGCUCCAGUGAUAGCACUGUUACUUCUGAGCCAGGAAGUUGUAGUUUUGUUCUCCAAGGAUUUCAGUCCUCAGUCAACACUCCCAACGUCUUACCCAAGGUGUGAGGCAUUGUCAGAGGUGCAAUUUUAGGGUAAAUUCUAACUAUUCUCUGAGGUAGAUGUACGAAGUUCCCUUACAUGUGUUUCAAAAAAAGCUGGCUUCUGCCUGGUGUCCUGGCUGAUGAUUUUCACCAACCCACCACCAUAGUAGAUUAUUGGGUCAUUAUCACAAUGCUGUCUACAGGAGCUUGCUGCAUAUACAUUAGUUGUCAUCUUUCUUACUCUUUAAAAAUAGAAAAUUUUCUGUGAAGAACUUUGGGAUAUCCUGGGUUGCAUAAGGCACCAUAUCAAAAUCCAAAUUAUUUCCUAUUGCAUGGAACUGACUACUUUUUAAAGCCUGGCUGGGAAUUUCUCAUAUAGAUCAGUACUCCUGUUUCUUCCUAUCCCUCAAUAAGUUGCUGCCAUUUCAUGUGGUGCUGAUUAUACCUUGUGGGACUGUAGUAAAUAGUGGUAUGGGAAAGUUACUCAGAGAUAACCCACCUUUAUGUUCAAUGGCAGGCCAUUUGGCCUAAUUCCUACCUUUAAUUUUCCAUUUGAUUUAUGAGUGAUGAACUUGUAUUUAGGAUCCCAAGUUCCAGUCUCAACAGAAAUGGAAAUAUUUUCUCUUGUGCCCACACAAGCAAAACUUUGUAUAAUCUUAUAAAGAUUUCCUAAAGAUCACAUCUCAGCCUUAUGUUUCCAAGAGAAAGAAGUUCCAACCUGAGUAAAUAAAGGUUCAGAAUGAGAGAUUUAUGGAUGCUUAAGAGAUGUGGGGUUCUGGCAGGUAAGUGGAACUGAGACAGAUAAUUAACUGUAAUAUUUAAACAUGUGUAAGGACUAUAUGGACUUCUAUGUGACUGCUCUAUUAUGUUCUGAAUUCUUUGCUUUCAUUAAAUGAGUAAUCUUUGAGUUUUGGUUUCAUCCUUGUAUGGAAUGUUGUAUUAAUAAUCUUUGAUUCAGUUCAAAUACCACUCCAUUUCUGCCAUGUUACCUGGUUUUGGCUUUAGGAAAUAGUUUCUAACUGCUUAUUCUCUAUUCAUCUCUCUCUAUGCGGAUGGAACUAGUGUGAAGAUUUCAGUAUAUUGUGCCAUUAGAAACUGUGGGAAGAAUGAUUCAGUUAAGAAUUUUGUACAGCUUCAGA
Pristis pectinata (smalltooth sawfish) is the source of this 2083-nucleotide messenger RNA. RefSeq names its product allograft inflammatory factor 1-like. Gene Ontology annotation, biological process: actin filament bundle assembly; ruffle assembly. The coding region runs from base 92 to 538 and encodes 148 amino acids. Gene Ontology annotation, molecular function: calcium ion binding; actin filament binding. Gene Ontology annotation, cellular component: actin filament; ruffle membrane. The record is from RefSeq and is a predicted model, not a curated record. The transcript is spliced from 6 exons. NCBI's taxonomy places the organism in Eukaryota, Metazoa, Chordata, Chondrichthyes, Rhinopristiformes, Pristidae.